Messenger RNA from Diachasmimorpha longicaudata, 2229 nucleotides. RefSeq lists its product as uncharacterized. The coding region runs from base 15 to 2024 and encodes 669 amino acids. The record is from RefSeq and is a predicted model, not a curated record. The transcript has 7 exons. Gene Ontology annotation, biological process: triglyceride biosynthetic process. NCBI's taxonomy places the organism in Eukaryota, Metazoa, Arthropoda, Insecta, Hymenoptera, Braconidae. Gene Ontology annotation, cellular component: plasma membrane.
UAUGUUGUGAUAAAAUGGCUGGACUAUUAUUAUUCUGGAACUGGAAUUUAGUUGAAUUCCAUUUUAUUUCAGAUUUAAUUCUGACAGUCGGAACUGCUGUUAUUUUUGUUCCAGUUUUUUUCGUUAAUUACGCGGUUAUUCAGUCGUUCCGUCGAUGUUGGAUACGUUUUAUCAAAUGGAAAUUUCCCAAUCACACGAUUGUGGAGAAAAACAGUGUUCAGAGUAUUUUAGAUAAUGCAAAAAAUCAAGGAAUUCAUACGUUAUUAGUCCAGGGGGGUAAGUUCGUGGGGGAGGGGUUGCGCACUCGUCUCAAUUAUUUGGUGUCGAAGAAACCAGCAUUGAGGUCGUCGUUGACGAGCAAGUAUGGUUUUUACGCCUGGCGAUAUCGAGAGGACUUUUCUCUCGAUAAUCACUUGAUCAAUGCCCCUAGUUCUUUCCGAGGACGACCAAUCACCGAUGCAAAUGUUCAGGAACUCGUGAGUGAAGUGACAUCGAAAUUUCUCCCGCUGAACCAGUCUCCUUGGCAAGUCCACAUGAUCACCUGCUCAUCAAAAAGGGAAGCCAAUGAAAUAUACCUAGUUCGCGCUCACCACCUCCUCCUGAGGCAGGCUCAGCUCACCCUCGCCGAUUUCCUACCACUUCAGUACUCCACUGACAACUGGAGCUGCCAAGAGAUCGACUCUCCAUUCACCAAUCUCUACGCGAAGCCCUCGGCUCUCCCAAAACUCCAUCAAAAACUCACCGAGAGCUUCAGUAAUAACUGGAAUGAAUUCCUGUGCAAUAAUGAUCCCAUGGAGAGGCCGGAAAUUAUGAAGAAACAUAUUGGUUUGUUUCAGUGCUUGAAGAUUGGAGUGAUUGUGGUGGUAGCCACGUGCAAAAUAUCAAAACGGAACGACGCGAACACAAUCAUAUCCCGUACAACGAUAUUCCACUCAGAAGCCCAAAAACGAAAUUUCAACCUCUCCACAAUUCGCCAAGCUCUCCUAAAAUCCCUGGACCCGAUCCAAAACGUCACGUCGAUCAUCCACUGGCUCUGGUACAUCACGAUAAUCUCAACAAUAAAAACUCCGAUUCUGAUAUAUCGAGAGCUUCGUGCUCUGCACUCGAGUCAGAAGCACUACUACCCAGACACCCUGACCUCUGUUCUGUCCUGCUACCUUCCCCUGAUAUUCCAAUCGUUCAUGGAGAUAUGCAUGAUCCUCAAAAUCAUCGUUGGUGCAACGAGAUCGAUCCUGGACGAGCUGUUCUCCAAAGACAUACAGUCCAACCAACUUCAGACCAUUUCCCCUUGCGGGAGGAAGGUAAUUGCAUGGUCAGACCAAGUAGAUGUAGACACACUCGAGCGAAUUUCGAGUGUCACUGGGGCCUCUCACACGGACGUUCUGUUGACAGCCAUUGUCGACUCGUUGAAGGUUUAUUUUCAACAGUCCGGACAAGUGAUUCCUCAACAGGUACUCGCAACUGCCAGAUACGUUAGUCACAGAUCUUUAUUUAUUAAAAAUCACGAGGUCCAAGGGAUUCUCUGUCUCUCCCUUCCCACUAGGACACCCCAUUUUGAGAAUGAUUUAGUGGAAAUUCUCGAGGUAAUCAAGGAAAAUGUGGCUGAAGCGAGAACGAGGCAGAGGGCGAUAUACGCGAUUACAGCUAGAGAAAAUUUUAGACAAAUUCUCGUGUCGUUUCUUCCGUCAAUUCUACUUAAAAUUAUCCUGAAUCAUCUCACGAGAAGAUACUCCCUCUGCUUGACUCAUGUUGAUGGUGACUUACGAGUCGAGGGGGUUGAAACAGCUCUGUACUGGGCACCACCCCAAGGAAAUUGCAAUUUAUCGAUAACCCUCCAUCGACAUGGAACCGGAUAUCGUCUAGGGGUGAUGGGCGACGCCCUGAUAAGCCCUCAGCACACCACAAUCACCAGAACAUUCACCAGCAGUGUGGAAAAAUUAGCGAACAUCCUCGGUGUCCCUGCCCCAUCCAGCAGAACCUCUAGUCCAGUUCCCCUGACUCCUACCACAUCACCAGGUCAUUAAGAAACUAAACCUCAGAUUACUCACAAUAUCAGGGUUGUUCUUUAUUGCCGACUGUUAAGAGUAAUACAAAUCCAUUGAUAAUCGACCCUUACUGUUAACGUCUACCUAAUGAAUAUUCAUUUUCUAUACAGAUCCGAUAGUUUACAACUUUCCCAAGAAAAGUUCUAUUUAUAACGUUUCAAUAAAACAUAAUAUACUGAAGGCA